Molecule: messenger RNA, 410 nt
Organism: Rhagoletis pomonella (apple maggot)
Lineage: Eukaryota; Metazoa; Arthropoda; Insecta; Diptera; Tephritidae
Exons: 3
Coding region: 18-410 (130 amino acids)
Molecular function (GO): catalytic activity
Source: RefSeq, a predicted model, not a curated record
GCGUUAGUCCAGGAGCCAUGGAUAGCGUCGGGAAACGUGGUAGCUGGACUAAAGUCGCAAACUUACUAUACGCACAUCCCGAGUGCAACAAACAGGAUGAUCUGACGGUGGUAGCUGUGAAGGAUGGCAAGGAUGACACAAUACUCCUUGCAUCUUGUUACAUGCCUCACGACGAGGAGGCGCCACCAAACGAGCUCCGGAGGUUGGUGGGAGAGGCCGAGAAGGCGAAACGCCCACUCAUCAUAGGCGCGGAUGCCAAUGCGCACAACACAGUAUGGGGGAGUGGAGAUACCAACGAAAGGGAAUACGACAGACGUCUUGGAGGACAGUUGAAAGGCUUUACAUUGUUAACGACCAAUUUCAUUUCACUCUUAGUUUUAGGUUCACCAGAACGUUUUGAACUUGUGUAA